Amblyraja radiata (thorny skate) is the source of this 3409-nucleotide messenger RNA. RefSeq names its product zinc finger protein 271-like. Bases 259 to 3321 code for a protein of 1020 amino acids. The record is from RefSeq and is a predicted model, not a curated record. The transcript has 4 exons. Lineage: Eukaryota; Metazoa; Chordata; Chondrichthyes; Rajiformes; Rajidae.
GGAGCAUCGUUGGUAAGAGGCUCCGGUUGAUCAGGGCGAGGGGGCGCAUGCGCUGGGGAUCAGGGCCGGGGGGGCGGGUCCAGUCUCCGGCCUCGCACCGGGAGACACACAGUGACCAGGACCAAAGAUCUUAGAGCAGAGCUUUCACCGGGACUGGCGGAGCGGAGGGAGGGAGCCGGGCCGAGGUGGUCCAGUCCAGUCCAGCGCCGGGUCCCGCCGCCGCAACCACCGUCAAUCUCGGUUACGAGUUGGGCUUCAAUGGAGGACCACAUGGCGGGGCACAACAAGGAGAAGCGUUAUGAGUGUGACGUGUGUGGCAAGGCCUGGCAGAGCCCGAGCCAGCUGGAGACCCACCGGAGGGUGCACACGGGAGAACGGCCCUUCGACUGCUCGGAGUGCGGCAAGAACUUCGCCCGCUACGACAAACUGGUGCAGCACAACCGCGUGCACACAGGCGAGAGGCCGUUCACCUGCUCCGACUGCGGUAAGAGCUUCAAGACUGCGCAGGUCCUGAAGAUGCACCGACGGGUGCACACGGACGAGAAGUCCUAUGGCUGCUCCACCUGCGGCAAGAGCUUUGCCCGCUCAUCGGGGCUGCAGGUGCACCGGCGGGUGCACAGCAAUGAGCGGCCCUUCACCUGCUCCGACUGCGGCAAAGGCUUCAAGUCAUCGACAGACCUGAAGGUGCACAGACGCCUGCACACCGGGGAGCGGCCCUACACCUGCAGCGACUGCGGCAAGGGCUUCACCCAGUCCCACAGCCUUCUGGUUCACCGGCGCACCCACACCGGCCAGCGGCCCUUCACCUGCAGCGACUGCGGCAAAGGCUUCAAGUCAUCCAAGGACCUGAAGGUGCACAGGCGCAUGCACAUCGGGGAACGGCCCUACACCUGCAGCGACUGCGGGAAAGGCUUCAUCCGCUCCAGCAGCCUGCUGGUGCACCAGCACACCCACACUGGCGAGCGACCCUACACCUGCGCCCAGUGCGGCAAGGGCUUCACGCAGUCCAAUCACCUGCUGUCCCACCAGCGCACCCACACUGGCGAGCGCCCCUACACCUGCGCCCAGUGCGGCAAAGGCUUCACCCAGUCCAGCAACCUGCUGGAGCACCAGCGCAUCCACACCGGCGAGCGUCCCUACACCUGUGCCCAGUGCAGCAAGGGCUUCACCCGCUCCACCUAUCUGCUGGUGCACCAACGCACCCACACCGGCGAGCGUCCCUACACCUGCUCCCAGUGCGGCAAGGGCUUCACGUACUCCAGCAACCUGCUGAAGCACCAGCGCACCCACACCGACGAGCGCCCUUACACUUGCGUCCAGUGCGGCAAGGGCUUCAGUCAGUCCAGUGACUUGCUGGUGCACCAGCGCAUCCACACCGGCGAGCGUCCCUACACCUGCGCCCAGUGCGGCAAGGGCUUCACCCAGUCCAGUGACCUGCUGGUGCACCAGCGCAUCCACACCGGCAAGCGUCCCUACACCUGCGGCCAGUGCGGCAAGGGCUUCACCCAGUCCAGUGACCUGCUGGUGCACCAGCGCAUCCACACCGGCGAGCGUCCCUACACCUGCGCCCAGUGCGGCAAGGGCUUCUCCUGCUCCUCCAGGCUAAUGUCCCACCAGCACACCCACACCAGCGACCGUCCUCGUUAUGAGUGUGACGUGUGUGGCAAGGCCUGGCAGAGCCCGAGCCGGCUGGAGAUCCACCGGCGGGUGCACACGGGAGAACGCCCCUUCGACUGCUCCGACUGCGGCAAGGACUUCACGAGGGCGGAUGAGUUGAAGAACCACCAGCGGGUGCACACGGGCGAGAAGCCCUAUGGAUGCUCCACCUGCGGCAAGAGCUUUACCGACUCAUCGGGGCUGUUGCGGCACCGGCGGGUGCACAGCAAUGAGCGGCCCUUCACCUGCUCCGACUGCGGCAAAGGCUUCAAGUCCUCGGCAGAACUGAAGCUACACAGGCGCCUGCACACCGGGGAACGGCCCUACACCUGCAGCGACUGCGGCAAGGGCUUCAAGUCGUCCUCGGAACUGAAGAUGCACAGGCGCGUGCACACCGGGGAGCGGCCCUACACCUGCAGCGACUGCGGCAAGGGCUUCAAGUCAUCGUCGGAACUGAAGAUGCACAGGCACCUACACACUGGGGAGCGGCCCUACACCUGCAGCGACUGCGGCAAGGGUUUCAUCCGCUCCAGCAGUCUGCUGGUGCACCAGCACACCCACACCGGCGAGCGCCCCUACACCUGCAGCGACUGUGGCAAGGGCUUCACACAGACCAGCACCCUGCUGCAACACCAGCGCACCCACACCGAGGAGCGCCCCUACACCUGUGCCCAGUGCGGCAAGGGCUUCACCUGCUCCGACAGCCUGCUGGAGCACCAGCGCACCCACAAUGGCGAUCACCCCUACACCUGCACCCAGUGCGGCAAGGGCUUCACCCAGUCCCGUCACCUGCUGCGACACCAGCACGCCCACACCGGGGAGCGCCUCUACACCUGCGCCCAGUGCGGCAAGGGCUUCACCAAGUCCAGCAACCUGCUGGUGCAUCAGCGCACCCACACCGGCGAGCGUCCCUACACCUGCGGCCAGUGUGGCAAGAGCUUCACCAAAUCCCAUCACUUGCUGGUGCACCAGCGCACCCACACCGGCGAACGUCCCUACACCUGCCCCCAGUGCGGCAAGGGCUUCACCCAAUCCCAUCACCUGCAGUCCCACCAGCGCACCCACACCGGCGAGCGCCCCUACACCUGCGCCCAGUGCGGCAAGGGUUUCACCCAGUCCAGUGACCUGCUGGUGCACCAGCGCAUCCACACUGGCGAGCGCCCCUUCACCUGCGCCCAGUGUGGCAAGGGCUUCACCCACUCCAACAGCCUGCAGGAGCACCAGCGCAUCCACACCGGCGAGCGCCCCUACACCUGCGCCCAGUGCGGCAAGAGCUUCACCAAGUCCAGCACCCUGCUGGUGCACCAGCGCACCCACACCGGCGAGCGCCCCUACACCUGCGCCUUGUGCGGCAAGGGCUUCACCCGUUCCACCUAUCUGCUGUCUCACCAGCGGGUGCACGCCGGCGACCAUUCCGUCCCCAGUCCGGUGUGUGGAGAGCGCUUUUCUAGGACCUCUCACGUCCUGUCUCACCAGCGCAUGCACACCAGUGGCCGGCCCUACGGCUGCCCGAACUGCGGUGAGGAGUUUGACAGCUCGCGGGGGUUGCGGCAGCACCGGCGGGCCCACGCCGGCAAGGAGCUGCUCCCACUGAGGGAAGCGUUUCAAGAGUGCACGGGGGCAGCAGGAGCACCAGCGGAAGCACACCGGAGAGAGACCCUUUGAGUGUGUCAAGGGUUUCACCCGCAUGUCCAGCCUGUGGCAGCACCAGCGUACCCACAGCGAUGAGCGUCCCUUCCCGUGCCCGUCCUGU